Ciona intestinalis (vase tunicate) is the source of this 1767-nucleotide messenger RNA. The record is from RefSeq and is a predicted model, not a curated record. NCBI's taxonomy places the organism in Eukaryota, Metazoa, Chordata, Ascidiacea, Phlebobranchia, Cionidae.
ACUAAAUUAUUCGUAAAUUUUACACUUUUUACAUUCGAAGCUAUAUCGCCGUAAUAAGGCACACAGGUUUUGGUUUUUAAGUGUUACAAAUUGAACUUAAAAUGGGUGUGAAAAAUUUUACGGUGCAGUUUCAUGAUAAUAAAGUGAUUUACUCUCCGGGACAACCUGUCAAUGGCUCGAUUCUUAUUGAGCUAGAAGAACCAAUGAGAAUGAAAGCUGUUAAAAUAAAGUUUUCUGGCAAAGCACAAGUCUCUUGGACAGAAACAAGGUCUACUGGCAAAACAACAUACACUGUUCGGUAUAGCUCUUGUGAGCAAUACUUUAAAGAAGAGGUUUCCGUGUAUGGAGAAGGGUCAGUUGGAGCUUUUGCAAACUCAGAAGAGCUACCUGCAGGGCAAAGUGUGUUUCCAUUCCAGUUUUUUCUUCCCCCUACAUUACCGUCUUCAUUUGAAGGGGCCCACGGUCAUGUGCGUUACCUUAUCCAUGCUUCAAUUGAUCGUCCGUGGCAUUUUGAUCCCAAAACCAAAGCUGCAUUCACAGUUCUGGAUUCAUAUGAUCUCAACCUGGAAACAGAUGCAAGAAUUUCGCCAACUGCCGAAGACUCAAAAACAAUCUGCUGUUGGUGCUGCGCCAGUAAUCCCAUUACUGCUGUAGUGCGGGCUGAUAGGACUGGAUAUGUACCAGGAGAAUUCAUUACAAUUAAUGCUACAGCUGAAAACGGCAGCACACGCAAGUUAAAACUGACUAGAGCAUCAGUUGUACAGAAAGUUCGUUUCAUGGCUGUGGCUCCACAUAAAAAGACAAGAACUUGGCGCAAGUCUAUGGCGGACGUAGAAGGACCUGCUGUUACUAGACGUCAAACUAUACAUUGGAAUAAUGAAAGAAUUCAGAUACCAGCGUUACCACCAUCCGAACUGAGGAAUUGCAACAUCAUGAAUAUUGAACAUUAUUUGGAGUUCAGAGUUGUGUUACCUCGAUUGAGCAAAGAUCUUUGUGUUAAAGUUCCAAUUAAACUGGGAACAGUCCCACUACAGGGUAUUACCCCUUAUAGUCAGCUUCCACCCACUAUGCCCCAGCCUGGAGGGGAAAUCCCACUGCAACCCACCGCAACUGCCCCCACACCGCAACCAAUGCCACCAGCUUAUCAAAUGCCCCCACCUUCCUACAUGGCAGUCGUAGGCGGAGAAGUUGCAAUCAAAGACGACGACGAUAAUAACCACAUGAUGGGAGGCCAGAGCUUUGCACCCCAAUAUACAUAUUAUGACUGGAGUCAGUCAGCUUUUACAUACAACUAAACUAUAGGCCAAUCCUGGCCUAAAUCUCAGGUCCCAUGACGUGCCUUACUGUAGAACCUCACCCACAUAGAAUAGAACAAAAAUCACUUAGAUUUUUAAGCUGGGUUUAUGUAUAUGACUGAUACCUGUAGUCCUGUAUACUUAUAAAAAUUGUGUGAUAGCUUGGCUUAAAACUCUGGUUUCUGAUCUGGCAUGUUAGCCCAUUACAUAUUUAGAACAUAUAAGCCUUAAAAUUAACUGGAAUAUUUUAGUUACAUAUGCUUACUAAUAUCAUGUACAUAAGCUAUGUUUUAUUUGGCAUAGUAGCACAUUUAAAAUAAGACAGAUUUUUAAGUUUCAGUGGCAAAAUCCGCAGUGAAUUUCUAGGUCUUAUAUUUUUGCAUUUGUAACAUAAAUAAAUAGUUUCAGUUUUAAAGUUGAAAAACAUGACAAAUAUAUGUUUUGAAAGCCAUAUGUAAUAUACCUUAUCAAA